AUGCCAAAUGUUUACGUAUCCGAGGCGAACGGGACCGUCGGCCGCGGACACGUUGACGCACCUGAUUUCGUGCGCACGGCGAUGCUCCACGUACGCUGUCCGGGAUUCCCAGAGACUAGAGUCGCGUUCGACGAAGUGCGCAAGAAGUGUGCAUGA
Molecule: messenger RNA, 156 nt
Organism: Sparassis crispa
Lineage: Eukaryota; Fungi; Basidiomycota; Agaricomycetes; Polyporales; Sparassidaceae
Exons: 1
Coding region: 1-156 (51 amino acids)
Source: RefSeq, a predicted model, not a curated record